Monoraphidium neglectum is the source of this 897-nucleotide messenger RNA. Its product is annotated as 3-ketoacyl-CoA synthase 19. The record is from RefSeq and is a predicted model, not a curated record. Lineage: Eukaryota; Viridiplantae; Chlorophyta; Chlorophyceae; Sphaeropleales; Selenastraceae. Bases 1 to 897 code for a protein of 298 amino acids. Gene Ontology annotation, biological process: fatty acid biosynthetic process. Gene Ontology annotation, molecular function: acyltransferase activity, transferring groups other than amino-acyl groups. The transcript has 2 exons. Gene Ontology annotation, cellular component: membrane.
AUGCUGCAGCUGCACCCCGGAUCGUACGCGCUCAUCGUGUCCCACGAGAACAUCAGCAACAAUUAUUACACGGGGGUUGACAAGUCGAUGCUGGUGCCCAACACCCUCUUCCGCUCCAACGGCGCCGCCAUCCUGCUCUCCAGCCGCCCCGCCGACGCCGCCAAGUCAAAGUACACCGUCAAGCAUGUCGUGCGCACCAUCAUGGCCGCCGACGAUGAGGCCUACGGGUGCAUUUGGCAGACGGACGACGCUGAGAAGAAGCAGGGCGUGGCCCUCAAGAAGGAGCUCAUCGGUGUCGCCGGCCGCGCGCUCACCCGCAACAUGGGCCGUCUGGGGCCGCUCGUGCUGCCUGUGUCUGAGCAGGCCAAGUACGCCGGCAGCGCGAUGCUGCGCGCCGCGCUAAAGGUGGCUCCCGCAGGCGCCGCGGCGCUAGUCCCCGAGGCGUGGCGCAAGCCCUACACCCCAGCUUUCUCCAAGGCGUUUGACGCGGUGUGCAUCCACACCGGGGGCCGCGGCGUCAUCGACUCGAUGCAGGACAGCCUGGGCAUGGGCAAGGCGAUGGUGGAGGCCAGCCGCGCGUCGCUGUACGAGUUUGGCAACACCAGCAGCUGCAGCGUGUGGUACGAGCUGGCCUACGCCGAGUGCUUCAAUGGCGGGCUGCGUCGUGGCGCGCGAGUCUGGCAGAUUGCGUUUGGCAGUGGUUUCAAGUGCAACAGCGCGGUGCUGGUGGCCAACCGUCCCGUCAAGGACAUGCACGCCGCCUGGAGCAGGUUUGACCGGUCAAAGAUGUAUGCGCAGCUGGAGGAGAUCGACCGUGAAGUUGCCGCGUCCAGGGCACGGCGCGCGGCCGAGAAGGCCAAGGCCACCUCGGCCUGCGCAACCAGCGAGCGGCAGUGA